AUGUCGGCUCCCAACAUCAGUGAUCAUGGCCUCCCAGAUACUCUCUUCCUGACGGGGAUCCCAGGAUUGGAACCUGCCCACGCAUGGAUUGCCAUCCCCUUUUGUGCCAUGUACCUGGUAGCACUGGCUGGAAAUGCUGCCCUCAUAUUGCUCAUUGCAACAGAUCAUGCCCUUCAUGCACCCAUGUACCUCUUCCUCUGCCUUCUCUCCCUCACCGACCUGGCCCUCAGCUCCACCACUGUGCCCAAGACACUGGCCAUUUUAUGGCUUCAUGCUGGUGAGAUUUCUUUUGGCGGAUGCUUGGCCCAGAUGUUUUGUGUCCAUUCUAUCUAUGCCCUGGAGUCUUCUGUUCUUCUGGCCAUGGCUUUUGAUAGAUACGUGGCUAUCUGCAACCCCCUGAGAUACACAACUAUCCUCAAUCAUGUUGUCAUAGGCAGAAUUGGCCUGGUUGGAAUAGUCCGUAGUAUAGCUGUCGUCUCCCCUUUCAUCUUCUUGCUUAAGCAACUGCCCUACUGUGGGCAUCGUGUCAUGGCACACACAUACUGUGAGCAUAUGGGCAUUGCUCGGCUGGCCUGUGCCAAUAUUACUGUCAAUAUUGUCUAUGGGCUGACUGUGGCCCUGCUGGCCAUGGGUCUGGAUUCCAUCCUCAUUGCCAUCUCCUAUGUCUUUAUCCUCAAUGCUGUCUUCCGCCUCCCAUCCCUUGAUGCCCGGCACAAGGCUCUGAGUACCUGUGGCUCCCACCUUGGGGUGAUCUUGGUUUUCUACAUUCCUGCCUUCUUCUCCUUCCUCACUCACCGCUUUGGCCAGCACCAUGUCCCCAAGCAUGUACACAUCUUUCUGGCUAAUCUCUAUGUGUUGGUGCCUCCUGUGCUCAACCCAAUCAUCUAUGGAGCCAGGACCAAGGAGAUUCGGAGUCGACUUCUGAGACUGUUUCACUUGGAGAAGGUCUGA
Molecule: messenger RNA, 951 nt
Organism: Choloepus didactylus (southern two-toed sloth)
Lineage: Eukaryota; Metazoa; Chordata; Mammalia; Pilosa; Megalonychidae
Product: olfactory receptor 52D1
Exons: 1
Coding region: 1-951 (316 amino acids)
Biological process (GO): G protein-coupled receptor signaling pathway
Cellular component (GO): membrane
Molecular function (GO): olfactory receptor activity; G protein-coupled receptor activity
Source: RefSeq, a predicted model, not a curated record